AUGACUUAUCAGCAUGUUAUUGCUUGUCGCUAUAAUUACAGACCUCUUGAUGAAACUAAGCGAAUUCAAGACGAACGCCAAAUGAAAGCUGCAGAGCGAAGAAAUUAUAAUCAAAAAGAAAGAUUAAAAAAAGUAAAAUCAACCUUAGAAAAGGGGAAAAAAAUUCGACAGCAGCAAGAAGAGAUGCAGCGACAAAAGAAAGAAUACUUUGAAAAGAAGCAUACAACAGCUGAACAAAAGAGACUUGAUCAACUACGAGAAAUAGUACGAAAGGCUCAGGAAGAAGAUGCCAAAAUUAGUGAGAUUGCGUUUAUUAAUUCAUUGGAAGCCCAAAAUAAGAGGAUUGAAGUAUUUUCGAGACAUCAGACCGAGAGGCAAAGAAAAUUCGAAGAACAAGCUGCAAAGGAAGAAGCUGCGCUGGAGCGACGACGUGCCUUGGAAGCCGAAAGGCAAUUUAAAUUAGAAGAGUUGCGACUAAAAAAAUUAGAAAAGGAGGCCAAAGUAGAACUUCAACGGCAGGAACGUGAUAAGGCUAGAAGUGAUGCCCUGAAGGAGAAAGCACG
Molecule: messenger RNA, 563 nt
Organism: Trichoplax adhaerens
Lineage: Eukaryota; Metazoa; Placozoa; Uniplacotomia; Trichoplacea; Trichoplacidae
Exons: 7
Source: RefSeq, a predicted model, not a curated record